Messenger RNA from Temnothorax curvispinosus, 1812 nucleotides. RefSeq lists its product as uncharacterized. Lineage: Eukaryota; Metazoa; Arthropoda; Insecta; Hymenoptera; Formicidae. The coding region runs from base 1165 to 1521 and encodes 118 amino acids. The record is from RefSeq and is a predicted model, not a curated record. The transcript has a single exon.
AUGACAGACAGCAGGACAGCACUGUCCAUCUAUAGAUUUUAAUUAAUGUCUAUCUGAAUUCUUAAUAAGGAGUUGUCACAAAUUGUCGCGAUUCAAGGGAAGCUCUAAUCUAAUUAAGACUUUUAAUCUUUUCGCACAUCUUGACUCAAUUGAUCUACGUGAUGGAGGAGUGUAAAUCCACAAAGAUAUUGAGAAAAUUCCAAGUUUCACUGAUAUUCCAAGAUUCGCUUACAUUUGAUUAUGGUACGAAUGUGAUACAAUAUAUGGAUAAUUGUUCGCGGAAAGUCGAUAGAGCGCAAGAAUUUUGUCGAUUACGGCGGUUUGAAUAGAUUCAACGCGGUGGAAGGAAAAGCCACCCGGAAGAGUUUUGAGACAUCUCGGUCGUUGUUUGAUCGGCCAAUCGGUAGGCAGCAGCAAAACGGCUGGCAUGCCGAGGCACAGCCGCGCCUCGCCUUUAAUAAUAGAUAAAAACCGCAGGCAUUCGUGCCGGAAAAAGAACAGAAACCGAGAGCAUCCCAACAGAGAGGAAGAGAGCGAGAGAGGGAACGGAGAGAGAGAGAGAGAGAAAAGAAAGAGGAAAAGAAGUACAGCCUUCAGUUUGGCUUAAAAACGCACGAAAAACGCACCGUCAGUUAGCCGGCCAGUCAUUAUCAGUCGUCACUGUACCCGUGUCUCAAUCUCAGUUGAUUUGACCGAAUUUUCAUCAACGUGGAGGAUAUCACCUAGUCAUGGAAAGGAAUAGGGAGACUGUUCGUUUAAAGUCCAAGAAUAUCAAAAUAAAUAUCUCUCUUCUGUCGGUGCGAUAACUCAAGGAGCGAUGACUCUCGUCGAUCUCUAGUCUAUCGCGAAUGAGUCGCCAUUGAACGGAAAUGUCUUUAAACAUCCACGAGUUUCUAACAACUUGCGUUAGAAACGUUAUUAAUUGUUCUCCGAAUUAAAAUGGUAGCUUUUUCUUUAUAUGAUCGCGCGUUGCGCAGUGUCAAAAUGCCAGAUGCCAAAUAAAAUAAUCGAGUAUCGAGUCAAGUCCAAUAAUCGUGUUGCCCUUGCCGUCAUGAGUCAUGAGGAUCGUUAGAGAUCCGCUUUGGAUCUCUUCUCGAAACCAAAGACGAUCCCGGGUGACGAUGCGAUGAGAGGACGAGCGGGGUAUUUAGGUAUUCCUUGGAUAUGACGUUGCCAUCGAUGCAGAGAAGCUUGCUGGGAUUGACGGUGCUGACGAUCGUUGGCCUGACGACUUUCCUACUCAGCAGGAAGCUCACGCUCGAGACGCGCCGGCGGGACGGCUUACUCCUCGAUAUGAUCGCUAACAUUAGCGGCCACUUGGAUCGACUUGACAGCGGCUUCGACGAUAUUGCUGCGCAGACGGGAAUUACGCGGAAUCGCCUGCUGCAACUGGUCGCGCUCCAUAGGGAGAAUCUCUUGGCAUGUGCGUUACUCGGCGAAAAACGGAGGCAGAUGCGAAUGUCCAGCGAAAAACCGGCUAGGAGAAGAAGACGACGGUUCGUCGUAACGCACCAUCGAUAAUCGACUCGAGAGGCUUUUAUCGGAUGUGAGAAGAUGCGGGACGUAUUAAAUCGUUGUGUACCAACAAAUUAUGCUGCGUUUAAUUAUAAUCUCUACUUAUUAUUAAGAAUUACUCUUCUUGAUAUCGAGAACGAUGUUACGGUUUUUUUUCCCUUUUUUCUUUUAGCACGUUUCAGGCACGCGCCUAGACUAUAAGCACGCUAUAUAUUCUUUCUCCCAUUAAGUUGCUUGGCUAUUAAUUUCCUAUCAACUGUUAUUAUUGAUUAACUAAUACAUCUACGUCUCGAAUCA